AUGGCGAAUGUGAUCACUAAGAAACAAUUAAGAUCUACAAGUUUACCUUCAAGAUCGCAUCCAAGCACGAGUGCGAUCGAAGAAACUCUUAAUAGAAUUAAAACAGUUAACACCACGACGGGGUCAUCCGAAUCGAUCUUGAUGGGAUUGGCUGGUUUGGAGGAACUCUACAACUGUACGGAAGAGUUCCUGAAAAUGGGUUCAACACAACGGGUUAUGUCCUCUGCUGGGUCAGAGUUUAUGGAGGAAAUGCUUGAUGGUUCGUUGAGGCUGAUGGAUAUAUGCAACGUCUCGAGGGAACUUAUGGCGGAGACUCACGGGCAUGUUCGUGGUGUUCACUCAUGUGUUAGACGCAAGAAAGUAGUCGGAGGAGGAGAUCAACUUAUUGUCGCUGUCUCCGGCUAUGUUGGACUUAGGAAAAACAUGAGAAAACAAGCUAAAAAACUUCUCGGAUCUUUGAAGAAAAUCGAUGGAACGUCAGAUUCAUGUGAUAAUGAUCAUGCAGAUGAACAUCUUGUGGCGGUUAUAAGUGCAAUGAGACAAGUGGUAUCGGUAAGCGUAGUGGUGUUGAAGUCAUUUUUGGAACUCUUGUCCGGACGACAAAGUAAUAUAAAGAGCAAGUUGGCUUCGGUACUAAAGAAGAAAAAAGAGCAUCACGAGGCCAGCAAGAACGAGUUGGAGACAUUGGAUUCUGUAAUCUGCGGAGAUUCUUGCUCUCAUGAUGAUCUACAAAAGAAGCUUGAGGAGGUUGAGAUGAGCGUUGGUGGGUUCGAGAGAAAUCUAGAAGGGUUGUUUCGAAGAUUAAUAAGAACACGAGCCUCGCUUCUCAACAUAAUCUCUCACUAG
Capsella rubella is the source of this 846-nucleotide messenger RNA. RefSeq lists its product as uncharacterized. The record is from RefSeq and is a predicted model, not a curated record. Gene Ontology annotation, biological process: root development; shoot system development. The transcript has a single exon. The coding region runs from base 1 to 846 and encodes 281 amino acids. NCBI's taxonomy places the organism in Eukaryota, Viridiplantae, Streptophyta, Magnoliopsida, Brassicales, Brassicaceae.